Messenger RNA from Arachis duranensis, 2966 nucleotides. RefSeq names its product zinc finger CCCH domain-containing protein 5. Gene Ontology annotation, molecular function: pre-mRNA 3'-splice site binding; metal ion binding. Bases 1 to 2547 code for a protein of 848 amino acids. The transcript is spliced from 10 exons. Gene Ontology annotation, cellular component: spliceosomal complex; U2AF complex. The record is from RefSeq and is a predicted model, not a curated record. Gene Ontology annotation, biological process: mRNA splicing, via spliceosome. NCBI's taxonomy places the organism in Eukaryota, Viridiplantae, Streptophyta, Magnoliopsida, Fabales, Fabaceae.
AUGGCGGGAGUUUGGAGGUACAAAGGAAGGAUUUGUGUGCCGAAUGUGGGAGAUUUAAGGCGUGAUGUGCUGAUAGAGGCUCACAGGAGUGGAUUCUCGAUUCAUCUUGGGGCUAUCAAGAUAUAUCAAGACAUAAAGCAGUCUCCACCAAUCGUCGCCGCCGUCCGUCGGAGUGGGAGAUUGCUGCCGCCGUCCGUCGCACUCAAGAACUACCGUCUUCGUGCUCUCGGGCCUCUCGCCGGAUCCUCCGCGUCGUGUGCUCGCAUCUCGCCUCUCUCCUCUGUGCUCGGCUGCUCGCGCCUCCCUCCGCCAGUGAGUGCUCGAGCUGUGCGCGUUGGUUGUCUCUGCUCGAUUCUGCCUCCCAGUGUCACUCGAGUCUCGUCUCAGUCACUGGCAUCUCGUGGUUCGCCUGUCUCGUCACCGGCGGCAGAAGCAACUCGUGGGGUUGUCUCUUGCUUCGUCGCCUUCCGUGGGGUGGUCGCUGACUCGCCGUCGACCGUUGUUCUGACUGAAGCGGCAAAGAUGAAGGAGAAUAAGGGAGAAGAAGAAGAAGAAAAAAAGGAGAUGAGUCGGAAGGAGAAGCGGAAGGCAUUAAAGAAAAUGAAACGGAAGCAAAUCAGGAAGGAGAUUGCAGUUAAGGAGCGGGAAAAGGAGGAGGCUCGCAUCAACGAUCCCGACGAGAAGAGGAGGAUGCAACUUCUGGAGCAGCAGGAGGCUGAGAGAAUGGAGAGUGACAGGAAGCUUUUCGAGGAAAGAGAGAGGGCUUGGAUGGAGUUACAGCAGAGGAUCCAGCAGCAGCAGGAGCAACAACAGCAACAGAUAGACCUUCUUGAAGAAUCACAGUCGGCACGCAAUGAUAAUGGUAGUGACAAUGAUGAUGAUCAAUGGGAGUAUGUGGAGGAAGGGCCUCCUGAGAUUAUCUGGCAAGGAAAUGAGAUUAUCCUCAAGAGGAACAAAGUGAGGGUUAGGAUUUCAAAUAAGGAAACAAAACAAAAUCAGCAUGCUGAUGAUGCUGAUAGACCUACCUCAAAUCCUUUACCCCCAGAAUCUCACUCAAAUUCAUUCGCUCAGCAGGUGCUGGAGAAUGUUGCUCAACAAGUACCCAAUUUCGGAACAGAACAGGACAAAGCUCAUUGCCCUUUUCAUUUAAAAACUGGAGCAUGCCGAUUUGGUCAACGUUGUAGCAGAGUCCACUUUUACCCUGAUAAAUCCUGCACCCUUCUGAUGAAAAACAUGUACAAUGGUCCUGGCCUGGCUUGGGAGCAAGAUGAAGGCCUUGAGUACACGGAUGAGGAGGUUGAACGCUGUUUUGAAGAAUUUUAUGAUGAUGUUCAUACGGAGUUCCAGAAAUUUGGAGAAAUUGUGAACUUCAAGGUGUGUAAAAAUGGUGCAUUUCACUUGAGAGGAAAUGUCUACGUUCAGUAUAAACAUUUGGACUCUGCUCUGCUUGCUUACAACACUGUUAAUGGGCGCUACUUUGCUGGGAAACAGGUAAGUUGUAACUUUGUUAGUUUGACAAGAUGGAAGGUUGCCAUAUGUGGCGAGUAUAUGAAGUCAGGUUACAAGACUUGUUCUCAUGGAACAGCAUGCAAUUUUAUACACUGUUUCCGAAAUCCUGGUGGAGACUAUGAAUGGGCUGAUUCUGAUAGACCGCCCCCAAAAUAUUGGGUGAAAAAGAUGAUAGCAUUAUUUGGUUAUUCUGAUGAUUAUGAGGCUUUAGGGGAGCGAGAAAAUUUGAGUUUGCAAAAGAAUACCGGGGAGAUGUCAAGAUCAGAUUCUUUCAGGUACCACUCAAGUAGAUCAAGAUCUAGGGAGAGGGAUCAGUUGAAAAGUUAUUCUAGCAGAAGAAAACAUGGAGACGAACGAAGGCAAAGAACUCCCGAUGAGGCAUGGAAUGCCCAUUCAAAAGAGAAUAAGCACAAAACUCUGGUUUCUGAAUCCAAUAGGGAAUGGCUAGAAAAAGAUGAAAAUAGGGAAAGUCACCAUAAACAUUACAGAAAAAGCUCGUUACAUAGUGACAAGGAUGACAGUCGCAGAAGCCAUGAUGAGGAUUUUGAUACAGAUUUGACUAUAACUGGUAAGGACGAUGAAGUAGAACAUGGAAAAGAACGACGACACUGUAAGAAACGGAAGAGAGAUAGAAGGGAUCGGAUUUAUGAGUCCGAAUCAGAGCACCAUACCAGUAGAAGGAAAAGUUCACGGCAGCACAGUAGGGACAAUAGAACCGGUGAAGCUGAAUCUAAUAAAGAUUUGUUUGAUCAAGGAGACUUGGAACCUCAUGAUAGCUCUAGGAAAAACUUGAGACACAGGAGGUUUAACCAUCGAGAAGACAACAAAGACUAUGAUAGUGAACAUGAUGAAGUUGAUGGAGAUUGGUCACGGAGAGAGAGACACAGAAGAUCUGGCUAUCGAGAAGACAUUAAAGACCAUGAAAAUGAAUGUGAUGAAGUCGAUAGAGGUUGGUCACGGUGGGAUGGGGACGGAAGAUCGCAUCAUAAAAAGAAGUGUUCAAGACACCACCACUCACCAGAUGUUGGAUUACAGUGAUGUAGACAUCUAAGAAUGCAAGUAAGCUUAACUUUUGUAUUCCUGUGAUGAUGCUUUAUCAUCUUUUGUACAAUCUCUUCUCUUAGUGUUUCCUUUUUUUUUCUUUUUUUUUCCUUCUAUGAAACAAAAAAAGAAUGCAAGUCAAACGAGCAUCAGGUUUGUUUUUGUAAAUUCUCAUUAUAGUGAGGAGAUUGGUUAUGCUAUUAAUAUUGGCUAACAUUGUUUAAGAGAGAGCUGUGAAAAUAGUUGUAGUCAGAUGGUUUAUUCUUUGCAUACCGGACGUGGUAGGAAAAGAGAGAUACUAGUAAGAUUGUUUCAAUUAAAGUAAUGAAAAUCUUUUUCAAGAUAUAUGACUUUGGUGUUGCUCAGUACUGGUGGCACACCUGUAGUUCGCUAGUAAUAAAUUGUAUUGUUUUCAA